UUCUUUAUCGUUUUAUCGUUUGAUGCUGACAAUGCAUCGGCUUCAACAGUUCAUAGCUCUGUUGCUCAUCACUCUUGCUUCUGGCGAUGACUGCCCUGUUUCCUUCAACCUUCCUGGGGUGGUGGUGAAAUAUGGAGCUCCAUUCUCAGUGAACUGCUCCACCAACAUCACUGAUUAUUUGGGCUUGAGUUGGGAGCCAAAUGAAGAGGCAGUGGAGAACACUAGCAAGAUCUACAAAACUCUAGUGGGAGAGUGGGAGAGCGAAUUAUCUUGCUACAUCUUCUUCAAUGAUACACAUCCGUGUUCACAGAAUCUCUCAGUUACCAUUUAUAAGACUCCAGACAGUGCUUCUAUCAGCGCUUUGAAUCAUACUGGACCAAUGAUGGAGGGAAACCAGUAUGAGCUCCAGUGUGAUGUUUACAAUGUGGCUCCUGCUCAGAGUCUCACUGUCAACUGGUACAAAGGAGAAAAACAGGUGUAUCAAACCAACUUCACUGACAAAACCAAGAGUCCAAUCAACAUAACAUUUUAUUUCCCGAUCCAACCAGACAGAGCUGAUGAUGGAGCUCAGUUCAGGUGUGAAGCAGAGCUGAACCUGGGAGAAGAAGUACCUCGAGCUCCUACAGUCACAUCAAAACCACUCAACGUUACUGUAGAAUAUGACUGCCCUGUUUCCUUCAACCUUCCUGAGGUGGUGGUUAAAUAUGGAACUUCAUUCUUAGUGAACUGCUCCACCAACAUCACUGAUUAUUUGGGCUUGAGUUGGGAGUCCAAUGAAGAGGCAGUGGAGAACACUGGCGAGAUCUACAAAACUCUAGUGGGAGAGUGGGAGAGCGAAUUAUCUUGCUACAUCUUCUUCAAUCAUGCGCAGUCGUGUUCCCGGACUCUCUCAGUUACCAUUUAUAAGACUCCAAACAGUGUUUCCAUCAGCACUGUGAAUCACACUGGACCAAUGAAGGAGGGAAACCAGUAUGAGCUCCAGUGUGAUGUUCACAAUGUGGCUCCUGCUCAGAGUCUCACUGUCAACUGGUACAAAAGAGGAACUCUGGUGAAUCAAACCAACUUCACUGACACAAUCAAGAGUCCAGUCAGUAAAACAUCUAGACUCCUGAUCCAUCCCAACAGAUAUGAUGAUGGAGCUCAGUAUAGGUGUGAAGCAGAGCUGAAACUGGGAAAAGAAGGACCUCAACCUCCUCCCAAAAACACAUCUGAACCACUCAACAUUACUGUAACAUAUGGUGACUGUCCGAUUGAACUAAACCCACGGAGAGCUGUUGUGAAAUAUGGCAGUAGUGUUUCAGCUGAUUGCAAAGCAUUUGUCCCACAUAAAGGGAUAGGAUGGGAAUCCACUGUGGGAGCAGUGCCCCUAUCUGACCAAAUUAGUCUCACCAAAUGGAGAGUUUCAGAGCUUAAAGACUGGGACAUACAACCACCAUUCUGCUUCAUGAACUACGAGAAACAGUGUACAGUAGAUCUCCCAAUCACUAUAUACAAGACUCCAGACAGUGUUUCCAUCAGCACUGGAAAUCAAAUAAUGAUGGAGGGAAACCAGUAUGAGCUCCAGUGUGACGUUCACAAUGUGGCUCCUGCUCAGAAUCUCACUGUCAACUGGUACAAAGGAGAAACUCUGGUGAAUCAAACCAGCUUCACAGACAAAACCAAGAGUUCAGUCAACAUAACAUCUAGUCUCCUCAUCGGUCCAGACAGAACUGAUAAUGGUGCUCAGUUUAGGUGUGAAGCAGAGCUAAAACUAGGAGAAGAAGGACCUCAACCUCCUCCUAAAAACACAUCUGAACCUCUCAGCAUUACUGUACAUUAUGCACCAGAAAUUAAAUCUUGUCAGCCCUGGUCACCAAAGAAAGGGUCUUCAUUAGAUUCAUAUCCAAAACAUUUACAUUCUCUUGUGGGCAACCCCCAUCCAAGCAUCUCCUGGAAACACAAUUCAUCGCCAGUCAAUUCUUCUGCACCUCUUACCAAAAAUGAUUCUGGCCAAUAUGAAAUCACUGCUAGUAAUCAUUAUGGUGACUCCAAUUGCACCAUAAGCAUCACGGUAGAAUAUUCUCCAGAGCUGACCUGUGAAGAAAGCUAUGAAGUGAAAGAGGCAGACGCAGAUUUCAGUCCUUGUGAUCUUGAGGGAGAGCCAAAGCCUGAGUUAUCCCUCUACAAAGAAGGAAAAAGGAUCCAGCUUUCCAAUGGUUUCAAAUGGAAUGACAGUGGCUUGUAUCAGUUAACUGCAAGAAACCAACAUGGAUCUGUGAAUAAAAGCUUUGCCAUCAUUGUCCUGCAUGCCCCAAGAUUGUUUGCUAGCCAAGAGCAUUUUGAUGUGGCAAAAGACAGCAGGAUAACUCUACAGUGCAACUCAUCUGGUAACCCAGAACCAGAGAUGUGGUGGAGCUUCAAUAACAAGAACAUCUCCACCGGGCGGCGCUACAUCCCCUUCACCAUCGAGAAGGCCACGUCUACCAGUGCUGGAGUUUAUACAUGCAGUGCCACGAAUAAAUUUGGACGACAGGACAAGGUCUUCACAGUCAAGAUAAAAGACAACUCUCGGAGCGACAUCCCAAUUGCUGUAGUGGUUAUUUUACUGAUUGUUUUAUUAUUGAUAUGCCUGUUUCUCUUUUUGUGGAGAAGGCACAGAGUAAGGAGAUAUUAUGACGUGACGUUACCGCCAUCGAAGUCAGUUGAAAUGGUUCCGUUAAGCAAUGGCGGCUCUAAGUGAUUUCAGCUUGAUUUGAGAAGUUGUAAAUAUGAUUACAUGAACAGAGUUGAUGUAAUGGACAUUAUUAUUUGGGUUUCAAGAAAUGAAUAACUUCGAUUAAAAAUCAAACUAUGGCAGGUGAUUUAAAGAAAAGAGGGCCAUUUACCUGAAUUCACCAUCUAAAAGCUUAUAUUAUACACAGAUAAUCAUAUGAUUAUCAGAUAACAUGUCUCUGAAAGAGAAGAAACGGUGAAAUUAAUUGAAAAAAAAAAGAGUAUGGAGGAUAUCAACCUAUUGGAGACCCAGCAGGCACACAAAGUCACAAGACCAGGGGUGGACUUAACCAAUAAUUGAGGAAUACAAAUGCUUUGGGCCCCAAUGAAUAAGAGGGCCCCAACCAAUGUGAAGAAGCCUAUAUUAAUCAUAUAGCUCUUUUAAAAAUUUUCUAUCAAAUGUUGUAAUAUCUAUCUAUAACCAUUACUCCUUUAAUGUUAUUCUUUUUUUUUUUUUUCAAAACCAGGGGCCCCAUGAAUAGUGGAGCGUUCCUACUGUAUUGCACAUGCAAAUAUUAAAAUCUAACCACAAAUAUGGCCAAUUAACUGUACAUAGUUAGAAGAUUGAGAACAUAAAGGUUCCACUUAGUUUAUUCACCCCCCCCCCCCCCCAA
Danio aesculapii is the source of this 3365-nucleotide messenger RNA. It is a transcript of the gene icam5, whose product is annotated as intercellular adhesion molecule 5. Gene Ontology annotation, biological process: cell adhesion. The coding region runs from base 23 to 2719 and encodes 898 amino acids. The record is from RefSeq and is a predicted model, not a curated record. NCBI's taxonomy places the organism in Eukaryota, Metazoa, Chordata, Actinopteri, Cypriniformes, Danionidae. The transcript has 11 exons. Gene Ontology annotation, molecular function: integrin binding.